Messenger RNA from Theobroma cacao (cacao), 4019 nucleotides. Its product is annotated as EEIG1/EHBP1 protein amino-terminal domain protein. The record is from RefSeq and is a predicted model, not a curated record. NCBI's taxonomy places the organism in Eukaryota, Viridiplantae, Streptophyta, Magnoliopsida, Malvales, Malvaceae.
AAUGUUGGAUUGAGAAAAAGGCAGCGGCAAUUCAGAGACCAAAGGGGACAACGACCCGCCCAGACAACCGCGGCUCAAUUCUCUCAGCCGCCGUAACUUUCUUGUUGCAAAGGCCAGAAGGAGACUAUGUAUUGAAAUCUAAAACAGGGUUUUCGAUUAGGAAAUUUUGGUUGCUGGAAAGCUCAAUUUGAUCAUGCUGUCCAAAGUUGAAUCUAGGAAGAAGAAUAGUGAGGAUUCCAGUAAUGGGAAGUUUUUGAAUGAAAUUGAAGCUAUUAGCAAAGCUUUGUAUUUGGACAAGAACCCUUCAAGGACUUCAAUUUCUGCUUUUCAUACUCGGUUCAACAAACCAGCCGGGAAAACCCACUUGCCCGAACAAAAAUCAAAGCCUAAGAACAGUAAAGACGACCAAUCACGCAAAGACAAGAAAUCCAUUUGGAAUUGGAAGCCGUUGAAAGCAUUUUCGAAUGUUAGAAACCGUAGGUUUGCUUGUUGUUUCUCACUUCAAGUACACUCCAUUGAAGGUUUGCCGGUCAAUUUUAAUGAUCUUAGUCUAUGUGUGCAUUGGAAGAGGAGAGAUGGGGGUCAAGUGACUUGUCCAGCUAAAGUUUUUGAUGGAACUGCUGAAUUUGAAGAGAAGCUGACACAUACAUGCUCGGUAUAUGGUAGUCGAAGUGGACCUCACCAUUCAGCCAAGUAUGAGGCAAAGCAUUUCCUGCUCUAUGCCUCUGUGGAUGGAGCACCAGACCUUGAUUUGGGGAAGCAUCGAGUUGACCUUACACGGUUGCUUCCGCUUACGUUGGAGGAACUGGAGGAAGAGAAGAGCUCAGGGAAGUGGACAACAAGUUUUAAGUUAUCAGGGAAGGCCAAGGGUGCGACACUGAAUGUUAGUUUUGGGUAUAUGGUUAUCGGGGAUAAUCCCAUUCCAGCUGGUAAUAAUCAGUAUGAUACCAAGUUGUCACUUAUGAAGCAGAAUAAUCUGAGUAUGGGAAAGGGCACAAUGAGGCGUGUUGAGAGUCUUCCCAGUUUGGGUAACAUCAAACCUUUGGACUCAUCUCAUUUUGUAGAGGAGAUAAAAGAUCUUCAUGAAGUUUUGCCUGUGUCAAUAUUGGAGCUCGACCAUACAAAUAUGCUAGAUAAGAAAUUUGAUGAAGACAAGUCAGAUGUUUAUGCUGCUUCUCAGCCUGAACACAAUGUCUUAAUGGAACAUGUUGAGCCCAUCAAACCUCCAUCUUCCCUUGCAUCUGAAUCAAGUAAGGAGAAUAUUGAAAAAGAAACUGAAGAUAACCAUGUCUCUGUUGUUGAAAAAGGGAUAGAGUUAUCUUCAGAACAGGCUAAGUUGGAGGAAGUUUCCAUUGUGGCGACUGGUAUACCAACGGUAGCAAGCCCUCAAGUUGUUGGACUUAAUCCUGGCAUUGGAGGAAAUAGUGAAGAAUGCUCUCAGCUUCAUUCCUCCAAUGAGGAGAGUGGUAGUAAUCAAAGAAAUGUGCUUGUGGUGCAAGAUAGCAAUUCCAAAGAGGACAACCAGUGCUCAAAAGAAUCACUGAUGAAAGAAUUAGAGUUAGCUUUAAAUAGCAUUUCAAAUCUGGAGGCGGCAUUAGAUUCUCCUGAUCCUGAAGACCCAGAAGACUACAUGGAGGAUAAAGCAAAUUAUAAAACAAAUAGGAAGGCAAAGUCACUUAGCUUGGAUGAAGUUACUGAAUCUGUGGCAAGUGAGUUCUUGAAUAUGCUGGGUAUUGAUCACAGUCCAUUUGGCUUGAGUUCUGAGAGUGAGCCUGAGUCACCAAGGGAGCGUUUACUAAGGCAAUUUGAGAAAGAUACCCUAGCCAGUGGUUGUUCAUUAUUUGAUUUUGACACGCCUGAUGGGGAGGAAGUAGAAUGUGACUUUGAUACUUCAACUGCUUCUGGUUGGGGGAACUUUACUGAGGGUUUUGAUCUGCCGUCUGUUAUUCAAGAUGCUGAGCAAGAGCAUCAGAUGGAACUUAAUGGGAUGAGCAAAACGAGGGCUAAAGUUUUGGAAGACUUGGAGACAGAAGCUUUAAUGCGUGAGUGGGGAUUGAAUGAGAAGGCUUUUGAGCAUUCUCCUGGCUCUUCUGGUGGAUUUGGGAGUCCAGUUGAUUUGCUUCCUGAAGAGCCACUUGAACUGCCUUCUCUUGGAGAAGGUUUAGGUCCAUUUCUUCAGACAAAGAACGGAGGGUUUUUGCGGUCCAUGAAUCCGACACUUUUUAGUAAUGCUAAAAGUGGUGGGAGCCUGAUCAUGCAGGUGUCCAGUCCUGUUGUGGUACCUGCAGAUAUGGGUUCCGGUAUAAUGGAUAUACUUCAGCGACUGGCCUCAGUGGGGAUUGAAAAGCUCUCUAUGCAGGCUAAUAAGUUGAUGCCUUUGGAGGAUAUAACUGGUAAGACAAUGCAACAAGUAGCAUGGGAAGCUGCCCCCACUGCCCCCACUUUGGAGGGAUCGGAGAGGCAGUGUUUGUUGCAGCAUGAUUUUGAGGUUGGGCAAGAUGUGUCUGGUGGACAAAAGAAAGUUAAAAGAAGAUCAUCUCUACCCAGCUCUAACAAACUUAGUUCAACCUCUGUCAAUGAGAUGGGCUCAGAUUAUGUAUCCCUUGAAGAUCUUGCUCCAUUGGCAAUGGACAAGAUUGAAGCACUCUCAAUGGAAGGGUUGAGAAUUCAAUCUGGCAUGUCAGAUGAGGAUGCACCUUCAAACAUCAGUGCACAGUCUAUUGGGGAAAUUUCCGCCCUUCAAGGUAAGGGGUUUGGUAUUAGUGGGUCCCUUGGUUUAGAGGGAGCUGCUGGGAUGCAAUUGUUGGAUAUAAAAGACAGUGGUGAUGAUGUUGAUGGUUUAAUGGGUCUGUCACUUACUCUUGGUGAAUGGAUGAGACUUGAUUCGGGUGAUAUUGAUGAUGAAGAUCGAAUAAGUGAGCGAACUUCUAAAAUCCUUGCUGCUCAUCAUGCUACAUCAUUGGACUUGAUUCGUGGAGGGUCAAAGGGAGAGAAAAGACGGGGUAAAAAGUGUGGUUUGUUGGGGAAUAAUUUCACAGUGGCAUUGAUGGUGCAACUUCGCGAUCCUAUAAGAAACUACGAGCCAGUUGGUGCACCAAUGCUUGCUCUUAUUCAAGUGGAGAGGGUAUUUGUCCCACCAAAGCCAAAGAUAUACAGUACGGUUUCAGCUUUGAGGAAUGACAAUGAAGAGAAUGAUGACUCUGAGUGUGCUGUAAAACAGGUGGUGAAAAAGGAGGAGAUGAAAGAAGAAGAAGCUUCCCAAGAGGAAGGGAUUCCUCAAUUCAGAAUCACAGAAGUCCAUGUUGCUGGUUUGAAGACUGAGCCUGGCAAGAAGAAACUUUGGGGUAGCAAGACCCAACAACAGUCUGGUUCUCGAUGGUUGCUUGCCAAUGGAAUGGGAAAGAGCAAUAAACAUCCAUUAUUGAAGUCCAAGGCUGCCUCUAAACCUUCAACCCCUUCAACAACAAAAGUUCAGCCAGGUGACACCUUGUGGAGCAUCUCGUCUCGUAUUCACGGUACUGGGGCUAAAUGGAAAGAAUUGGCAGCCCUUAAUCCGCAUAUUCGAAAUCCUAACGUUAUAUUCCCCAAUGAAACUAUCAGGUUGCAAUGAGUUGCGCAUGCAUUGGAAUUUGGUUGAAAGGAUUAAGUGCUCCUACAUAAGAUGGGGUGGUGGCAGAGAGCCAGAGUAUACAGCUUUGAGAUUAGACAGGGUUGACAAGUUCUGCUGGUGGAGAUUUUCAUGUACUUAUUUUCAAUUUGUUGAUUGUCCAUGCAAUUCAAGUCAAGAGCAAAGGUGGUUUGCUACAUUUUCAUUCUUGUCUGUAAAUUUAUAUGUUUUUCGAUCAAAGAGUGCAUGGUGUAAUUUGUGUCUCAAUUUGUGCAAUUGUGAUCUGUCUCUUUUUGCUGCAGAAGAACCGCAGCAGCUGUAGUCUUUGUAGCAGAAAAUUUAAAAAACCUUACAUCAGGCACAUUUGCUUGCCUUCGAAGGCUUGUUUAUCGGAUGAACAAGUGUUAUAGUU